AUGUUUAAGACAAUUGCCGAUCCUGCCUACUGUGAAGUGCGUUCUGUAAUACAGUUUUUGAACACAAAGAAUGUUAAGCCAGUUGAAAUUCAUCGUCAACUUGUAGAGAUUUAUGGUGAAAAUGUAAUGGUGAGAAAGUGGGUUCGACAAUUCAAUGCAGGACGCACCAAUGUUCAUGAUGAAGCACGGAGUGGCCGGCCUUCUGUUGUCAAUGAUGGUUUGGUUGCAAAACUUGCCCUAGUAUCGUGGAGAGAUUAUCUAUUCAAGCCACUUCACAAACAGGUAACUAGUGCCGUUUUAAAACUUAUUGAAAAAGAAAGAAAUGGAGAAACAAUAAAUACAAGACUUGUCAGUGGAGUAAUGAACUGUUAUGUCGAAUUGGGACUUAACGAAGAUGAUCCUUCUGCCAAAGGCCAAACGUUAUCGGUGUAUAAAGAAGCUUUCGAAAACACCUUCCUUGAAGAUACAGAGAGAUUUUAUACCAGAGAAAGCACGGAGUUUCUUAGGCAAAAUCCAGUUACAGAAUAUAUGAAAAAGGCUGAACAAAGAUUACUAGAAGAAUCAAGAAGGGUUCAGUUGUAUUUACACGAGACAACAUUGGAAGUUUUAGCCAAAACUUGUGAGAAAGUUCUAAUUGAAAAACAUUUAGAAAUAUUUCAUUCGGAAUUUCAGAAUCUCCUUAAUGAUGAUAAAAAUGAAGAUUUAGGAAGAAUGUUUCAGUUGGUUUCACGCAUUCCCGACGGGUUAGGAGAAUUAAGAAAUCUCUUGGAAGCCCAUAUUCAUAAUCAGGGUCUUUCAGCCAUCGAAAAAUGUGGAGAGACGGCAUUAAAUGAUCCAAAAAUGUACGUCAAUACAAUAUUAGACGUACAUCGUAAAUAUAAUGCUCUGGUCAUGACGGCUUUCAAUAAUGAGGCAGGCUUUGUUGCAGCAUUAGAUAAGGCUUGUGGAAAGUUUAUCAAUAACAAUGCUAUUACCAGAAUGGCAAACUCUUCCAGCAAGUCUCCAGAACUAUUAGCAAAAUAUUGUGAUCUCCUAUUGAAAAAAAGGUUAAGUUUUGAGAUGAGUAAUAGAAAGUUUUUUAUACAGAUGAUAGUUUUCAAGUAUAUAGAAGAUAAAGAUGUUUUCCAGAAAUUUUAUAGUAAAAUGCUUGCUAAGAGGUUAGUUCAGCAUAUGUCAGCUAGUGAUGAUGCAGAAGCCAGUAUGAUUUCCAAAUUGAAACAAGCAUGUGGUUUUGAAUAUACGUCAAAGUUACAGAGGAUGUUUCAGGAUAUUGGAGUUAGCAAAGACCUAAAUGAGCAGUUCAAGAAUCAUUUAGCCAACUCAAAUGAACCAUUAGACUUGGAUUUUAGCAUACAGGUGUUAAGCUCAGGAUCUUGGCCAUUUCAACAGUCGUUUACAUUUGCACUUCCGCAAGAAUUAGAGAGAAGUGUUCAAAGGUUUACCAUGUUUUACAGUAGCCAACAUAGUGGACGUAAGCUUCAUUGGUUAUAUAACAUGUCAAAAGGAGAAUUAGUAACUAAUUGUUUUAAAAAUAGGUACACGUUACAAGCUUCAACAUUUCAAAUGGCUGUAUUAUUACAAUAUAACACCGGUGAUAAUUUUACAAUUACUCAACUUCAAGAAAGCACACAGAUUAAAAUGGAUAUCUUAAUUCAAGUAAUUCAGAUUUUAUUAAAAUCUAAAUUACUUGUUUCUGAGGAUGAUGAAGGUGAAUUGCAACCAAGUUCAGUAGUGUCUUUGUUUUUUAAUUAUAAAAAUAAAAAACUGAGAGUAAAUAUUAACGUACCAAUGAAAACUGAAAUGAAAAUUGAACAAGAAACAACACACAAACAUAUUGAAGAAGAUAGGAAGCUUCUUAUUCAAGCAGCUAUUGUUCGGAUUAUGAAAAUGAGAAAAGUGCUUAAGCAUCAGCAGCUAUUAGCGGAAGUAUUAAAUCAGUUGUCGUCGAGAUUUAAACCAAGAGUACCGGUUAUUAAGAAAUGUAUCGAUAUAUUGAUUGAAAAGGAGUAUUUGGAGAGGACUGAAGGACAAAAGGAUACAUACAGUUAUCUUGCAUGAUAAAAUAGUCAUCGUUAGACUAUUUUUUCAUCACAGUUACACGUAAUUUGUAUGAAACAAUUCGGGCACCCAUCGGCUGUGUUUUAAUGGUUGCCUUUGUAUUAACAUCAAAAUUUCUAUGAACGUGACACCAGCGACUGUGUGGGAUACAAAAAUAGCGAAUCCAAUUGGUUGGCGGAGUAAACGUGAGGAUCGACAAAGUAACUCUAUUUUGUUCCACACGACCAUCGGUCGACUUUUGCUACUUAUAUUAGUAACAAGUGUUGGAAAUUUCUGUAAUCACGAAAACUGUUGUGGUGGCAUUAGCGCUCUGUCAACAUCGAGAAUAUAAUUGAAACCGACACCGAUGGAUGAAUUAAUUUUUCAUUUUAUAAAUAUUUCUAAUGUUGGACUAAACAUAACAUUCUACGAUACAAUGAUUUAGUGUCGUGUAGAUAAAAAACAAAUUCAGUGUAAAGUUAAAACGCGAGCAUUUACUACACUACUAUUGGUAUAUGGACAAUAUAAUUUUUGUUUUCUUUAAAAGAUUUUGCAAAAUUAGCCAACACAAAACAUAAGCACGAUUAUAGCAUAAAGAAAAGAAAAAAAAUAGUUAAAUGCAUACACCUGUACGGUGCGGUUUAUGGAAUCUUUUUUAAUCACUUCCGUUUCGAAGUCUGUCAAAUUUUUCCCGCCGUUCGCGCAUGCGGAACCCAUAAUGUAAAAUAUAUAAUGUGACUCUUCUGGUUGUCAUUCCAUCUAUUGUACAGGGGUAGGUGGACAAUCCGGUGAACUCGACGGUUCACAUUGUAUAAAAGUCGACGCCGCCUUUUUUCGAGAGAUCUCUCUUCCAGCCAUGUACAUUAGUUCUUUCGUUUUUUUAGUUUGUUUAUAAUUGAAUUCGUUUUAUUUAUGAAAAUGUACGCUACCUGUAUUAAAACGAUUGCAACGUCCUUCCAAAAUUUUCAAAGGAAUGUGUUUUUAACCAAAAAAAUAUAUAUUUAUAUAUUUUAUGGGUUAUUUUACUUAAUUUUGUUUUCUUCUUGGUUUAAUGAUUGGGAAAUUCUUUUGUAAAAAUCGUUUGAAAUUCUGUCAAAACAAAACAGAAGGCCUCGGUUUCAAAAUUUGUGGAAAAGUAAUAUCUAUUAAUAAGCAAACUGCUAAUAAAUGAAAAUGUAUAUA
Molecule: messenger RNA, 3219 nt
Organism: Centruroides sculpturatus (bark scorpion)
Lineage: Eukaryota; Metazoa; Arthropoda; Arachnida; Scorpiones; Buthidae
Gene: Cul1
Product: cullin-1-like
Exons: 15
Coding region: 1-2058 (685 amino acids)
Biological process (GO): protein ubiquitination; SCF-dependent proteasomal ubiquitin-dependent protein catabolic process
Cellular component (GO): SCF ubiquitin ligase complex
Molecular function (GO): ubiquitin protein ligase binding
Source: RefSeq, a predicted model, not a curated record